AUGCUGCAUAACUAUAAAGCGCCCGAAAUAGGAGAGUGUCUUGGUCAUUCUCGAGUUGUUUAUAUUGGUGAUUCUAUAGCCAGACAGCAAUUUUUUGCGGCGAUUCGUUUAGUUCAGCCUAGUGCAGAUUUAUCAGGGGAAGCACAUGUCAACCGCAAAUAUGUAUUUAAUGAUCAAAACUUGGUAAUGGAAUUUUGGUGGGACCCUUACCUGAACGAGACAAAGGAUAUAUUGCAAGGGCAAAUGCCUUCUGCUGAAAGGCCGAGUCUGUUGGUUGUUGGGACAGGUGCCUGGCAAAUGCACUAUUUAGGCACUGAAUAUUUUGAUGAAUGGAAAAAGGCUGUUGAUUUAGUCUUUGACUCGGUACAAUCAACAUCAGAAGUCGCAGAUAACGUCUUGCUUAGUCCGGUAGAAUGGCCCAAUUAUGAAAGAUUAGGAGUAAACCGCUCAGCCACUAUGACGAACGAAAAGAUUAGCAGAAUGAACAAUUACUUGAAAGAGAGGGAGAGUCAAUUGGUUCCAGCAACACCCUUUGCUGUUCCUUUUGUAUGGAAUCAAGUAAGUAUCCAGGCUGGUGCAAGUGGGACCGAAGAUGGUCUUCACUUUAAUUCGGAUGUUACAACAGCUCAAGCGCAAAUUGCUUUGAACUACAGAUGCAACAAUCAACUCGAUAAGAAAUUUCCCUUUAGUAACACUUGUUGUUUUGAAUAUCCCAAACCAAGAUGGUAUCAAGUUUUCUUUAUGAUUUUGUUUUUUGUUUGGGCUCCCAUUGGAUUCUUCAUCAAAAACUCUACAGCUGUUCUAUCCAACAAAUUAUUUCCAGCAAAAAAGACAUUGAAUGCGAUCUUUGUCUUUGGAUUAUGCGUUAUGUACAUGUAUUAUUGCGACAGAACUCAGUUGUUUGGCAAGAUACAAAAAAACUUUAAUUCUAAAAUAUUUACCGUAUUCGGUAUGGUCAAAUUACAGCACAAAAAAGAAGGUGAUCAAGGAUUUUUGAAUCGUCAUCAGACAGACGAGUGGAAAGGAUGGAUGCAAGUUAUUAUCCUAGUAUAUCAUUUUUGUGGUGCUUCAGGAACCUCCGGUAUUUACAAUGCAGUCCGUAUUUUAGUUGCGGCCUAUCUUUUCCAGACAGGUUAUGGCCACUUCUUCUUUUUUUACAAAAAAGCUGAUUUUGGCAUAUUUCGUAUCCUGAAUGUCAUGGUGCGACUCAACUUUUUGACGUUUGUACUACAAUAUUUAAUGGAUACAGAUUACCUUAGCUAUUACUUUACACCGCUAGUUUCCUUUUGGUUCUUGGCUAUUUGGCUUAUUAUGUAUACUGGAAACAGAUGGAACAAGGUACCAAUAUUUAUGCUUGCUAAACUUGUAGUUUCUUGUUGUGUUACUACAGCUUUUAUUCGUGUGCCUGGUAUUCUUGAAUUUGUUUUUUCUGUGUUGGAAACAUUAUUUAAUGUGCACUGGAAUGCAGCUGAAUGGCGAUUCCGUUUAGCCUUGGAUGCUUAUAUUGUCUAUGUGGGUAUGCUUUGUGCUUUUGCAUUCAUCAAGAUCACCGAGCAUAAAAUCACAGAUCAUCCUCGCUGGUCUUUGAUCAAACAAUCUGCCGCUACUUUGUCUAUGAUAGCCAUGGUCUGGUAUUUUUGGUUUGAAUUGACUCGCGAAAACAAGUUUGUGUACAAUACCGUACAUCCUUAUAUCUCUUGGAUUCCGAUCUUGGCGUUUGUCGUUUUACGCAAUAUGAAUGUCUACUUGAGAAAUACGCAUUCUGAAUUUUAUGCAUUCAUUGGCAAGAUCUCCUUGGAAACUUUUAUUGGCCAAUUCCAUAUGUGGCUGGCAGGCGAUACAAAGGGUUUAUUGGUCAUUUUAGCUUCACCUAAUUGGGUUGCUGGUUUGGGCUGGUGGAUUAACUUGGCUAUUUCUAGCUGUCUCUUUAUUUUUGUGAGUUAUUACAUGAGUCAAACAACGCAUGAGAUUUCGAGUUGGAUAUGUAAGCAUGCUCAGUCAUCAUCCAGCAAUACAACCAAUGGACAAGGAGAGUAUCAAGCUGUCCCUCUUUUACCUACAACAGCUAAUAGCACCAAGCCGUCAGAAGCAAUUCAUGCCGAGAACAAAACACAAGAAGCAGUAAAUCAAGAACAAGAUGAAGAAAUCUGGGAUUCAUCGUUUGUCAAUGAAAAGAAGCCAAGUUUGCUUAAACGACUUUUAGAUGAUACCCGAGUUAAAUCUCUUUUAUUUCUUUUUAUUGUUGGUCUAUUAAACAACCUUUGUUAG
Messenger RNA from Gilbertella persicaria, 2268 nucleotides. RefSeq names its product 10 TM acyl transferase domain found in Cas1p-domain-containing protein. The record is from RefSeq and is a predicted model, not a curated record. The coding region runs from base 1 to 2268 and encodes 755 amino acids. Lineage: Eukaryota; Fungi; Mucoromycota; Mucoromycetes; Mucorales; Choanephoraceae. The transcript is spliced from 3 exons.